AUGAGCCAUGCGCUAACGAAUCCGGUGGACGUACCACCGUACCAGCUGCAGCCUCUCGUCGAGAGAACAAUAGGUGACCGUAAGUUAUUCUUUAUACAAAUACGUUGCGCCCAAGCAUUCGGUUCUGAAAUAUACAUCGGCUGCACUAACGGGGAGCUGCUUCGGUAUGCGCUGCAAGCCAAUCCACAUGCCGUGCAUUCGUACACCCUUCUGUCGCGGCAGAACGUCACGCACGAGCGACCCGUGCAGGAGAUCGUCCUCCUCCCUGGCCUAUCGGCCGCCCUCGUGCUCGCUGACCAUCAAGUAUCCAUAUACAAGCUGCCAUUUCUCGAGCUGAUGCCCCCGACUGUCAUUAAGCCAAUACGGAACGUGGUAACCAUUGCCGUGGAUGAGCAGCAUCUGCGUCGUCCGGUCCGCUCGGAUCCUUCCCAGCCCGCAGAUGCAGUUGAGUUCUGUGUGAUCAAGCGAAACACGAUCGCGCUGUACAGUCUCCGAGAACGUCUAUUCUUCCAGAAGGAGAUCCCCCUGCCCAACGGCGGGCUCCUGGCCAGACGCAGCGGCCGCUCGCUGUGCGUCGCGGACAACCAGAACACGUACAACCUGAUCGACCUCGACUCUGCCACCAUGUUCCCUGUGCUGCCUAUCAACCAGGCGGAGAGCGACGUCGCACUGAGGCCGUUCAUCACGGUCAUCAGCGAGAACGAGUUCCUCAUACUGUCGUGGACCGGCGCAAGCACGCUCGGCGUGUUCAUAACCGGCGACGGCGAUCCGGUACGGGGCACGCUGGAUUGGCCGAGCUACCCUGAGUCGGUGUGCCUGGACUACCCGUACAUCACCACGCUGCUGCCGAACGAGACGAUAGAGAUCCACAACAUCGAGACGCAGGGGAUUGUGCAGGUGGUGUCUGCGCCGGGGACGACGACGCAGGCGGAGGUGGCGGACCGGAAGCGGCUGGUGGUGUGUGCGGGAGGAUUUGCGGUGCCGUCGUCGCAGCGGUCGGACAAGCUGCGGCGGACGGCGGUGGCCCUGGUGCGGCAGCGCGCAGGAGACACGCCGGAGUUGGAGACGGAGGUCGAUGUGGAUGUUGAUCGAGAAGAGAUCUAA
Postia placenta MAD-698-R-SB12 is the source of this 1104-nucleotide messenger RNA. RefSeq lists its product as hypothetical. The record is from RefSeq and is a predicted model, not a curated record. Gene Ontology annotation, cellular component: cytoplasm; fungal-type vacuole membrane. The transcript is spliced from 7 exons. Lineage: Eukaryota; Fungi; Basidiomycota; Agaricomycetes; Polyporales; Adustoporiaceae. Gene Ontology annotation, biological process: endosomal vesicle fusion; vesicle-mediated transport; autophagy. Bases 1 to 1104 code for a protein of 367 amino acids.